UCGGGAAAUAGGUUACCUUUGAAGCUGAUUGUGCUUGAUUCUGUUGCGGCGUUGUUUAGAUCGGAAUUUGAUAAUACUCCGUCUGAUCUAAAGAAGAGAUCUUCUAUGUUUUUCAAGUUAUCAGGGAAGUUGAAGCAGUUGGCUAAUAAGUUCGGUUUGGCUGUUGUGAUUACGAAUCAGGUUACUGAUUUGGUUGAAACGUCUGAUGGGUUAAGUGGGUUGAGGAUUGGGAAUUUGAGAUUUUUGUGUUCCUCUGGUAGACGAGUUGUUCCUGCUUUAGGCUUGGCUUGGUCUAAUUGUGUGAACUCUAGAUUUUUCAUCUCACGAAGUGAUGAGACUAUCUGGAAAGAGAGAAGUGAAAAUGAUGAGAGCGGUUCGAGUUAUGUGUCUAGAAGAGCUCAGAGACGGUUUGAUAUUGUUUUUUCACCUUAUUUGCCUGUGACUUCUUGCGAGUUCAUGAUCACACGAGAAGGCAUUUGUGGGGUUCAAGCGUAGGUGAACUCUUUGGUGCUAUGUAAGAUCAUUUUUGUUCGAAGCAUCACGAGUCUUUUUUUUGGAGUUUCUGUGCAUUGUUUAUGUAGAUUGCCGAGGGAUUUAUUCAAAGCCGUUCUUUUAGAUUUCUCCUCUUAUUAAGGUGUUAUAGAGAAAUUUAUUGUCCUCAAAUAAACAUUGUAUGAACAAUUCCUUGUGGUAUUGCCUUCUGAAA
Messenger RNA from Camelina sativa (false flax), 706 nucleotides. Lineage: Eukaryota; Viridiplantae; Streptophyta; Magnoliopsida; Brassicales; Brassicaceae. The record is from RefSeq and is a predicted model, not a curated record.